CUCUGCCAUUGUUCAGGUUCAGCCGCGUGCAGCGGUCAAGCUGAACUCUUUACCAAGGUGCUUUGGAUAGACAGAUCUGUUCCUACAACCCUAUAAAUGCAAGAGUGCUCACUCCUCUACUCAAAAGAUUCUGGUGUUUUGGCCCCGUGUCCACAUUGCAACUGAGACCUUCCACCAUGAAGCUCUUUUCCUACCUCAUGGCUCUCCUCCUCCUCCAGGCUGUUCCAGGUCUCGGCUUGCCCAAAGACACCUUACGUUGUCUCAGAUACCACGGCUUCUGCUUCCGAUCCAAAUCCUGCCCAAAGCCAUUUGCUGCAUUUGGAACCUGCUCUUGGCGUCAGAAAACCUGCUGCAUAGACACGACAUCAAACUUCCAUACUUGUCAAGAUGAGGGAGGUCAUUGUGUGCCUCCAGAAAUCAAAUGUCUGCAAGAACAAGUGGGACUUUGCCCUCACGGAGAAUGGAAGUGCUGCACAGAAUUGUAAUAAAGACCUCACAGAACUGAAGAAAACCACAGAAGUGCAUGGACAGGCAAACAAACAAGUUCUCUUCCUAGUGUUGUAGGGAAGACAUCUGUUUUUCUCAACAUGAGAAGCGUAUAAUUAACUAGAGAAGAUAUGUUUCUUUAUAUAAUCAAGGUAAUAAAUACUGAAUAAACGUGUAAAA
Columba livia (rock pigeon) is the source of this 666-nucleotide messenger RNA. RefSeq names its product gallinacin-11. Gene Ontology annotation, molecular function: CCR6 chemokine receptor binding. The record is from RefSeq and is a predicted model, not a curated record. The transcript is spliced from 3 exons. NCBI's taxonomy places the organism in Eukaryota, Metazoa, Chordata, Aves, Columbiformes, Columbidae. Bases 177 to 485 code for a protein of 102 amino acids. Gene Ontology annotation, cellular component: extracellular region. Gene Ontology annotation, biological process: defense response to Gram-positive bacterium; innate immune response in mucosa; defense response to Gram-negative bacterium.